Messenger RNA from Planococcus citri (citrus mealybug), 5887 nucleotides. Its product is annotated as nephrin-like. Gene Ontology annotation, molecular function: cell adhesion molecule binding. The transcript is spliced from 19 exons. Gene Ontology annotation, cellular component: plasma membrane; cell-cell junction. The record is from RefSeq and is a predicted model, not a curated record. NCBI's taxonomy places the organism in Eukaryota, Metazoa, Arthropoda, Insecta, Hemiptera, Pseudococcidae. Bases 243 to 3980 code for a protein of 1245 amino acids. Gene Ontology annotation, biological process: cell-cell adhesion.
AAAGCGUUGUAAGAUAACGUAGUGGUUCAGCAGUUUCAUGAUUGUGUCGUGCGCGUACGGAUGUGUGAGUCUUGUACUCGGUGUUACGAUGUCGAAGUUUUUCGCGAUAUCGCUUUUAUCUUCGCCUGUUUGAAUUUUUUCGCCGGUUAAUUGAUUACCUUAUUUUUUACAUUUCAAUUUUUUAAAUCGUCUUUUCGGUUUUUUUUUCGUCAUUUUUGUGAUGUGGAUUGUUUAAUAUUAAAAUGUGGAACAAACUUCCCUUCGGUGUUUUGGGCUUAUUAUGCGCCAGCUAUUUCAAUUUCAUCUCAGUAGUGGAAACCAAAGGAGCAUUGCAGCAGCAGUACUUCAGACUGCAUCCAAUUAGUGUAAAAGCAUCCGUUGGUACAGAUGUGACUCUUCAGUGUGAAGUGGAAAACGUUUCGGGACAAGUUCAAUGGACAAAGGAUGGAUACGCUUUAGGUUACAACCACACAAUCAACGGAUUGCCGCGAUAUAGAUUUCUCAAAGACGAGGAAAGAGGGAUAUUCAAUUUGUUUAUUCGGAACGUGAGCUUAGAAGAUGAUGCGGAAUUCCAGUGCCAAGUGGGUCCUGCAGUAAAACCUAUAAUUCACAAACCUCUUCGUUCGGCGGCGAAUUUGACAGUUAUCUCUCCGCCACAGACUUUGGAAUUUAUUGGCCGUGAAAAUAAUAGCAAACUGGAAGUAAGAGAGAAUCAUUCCAUCAGAUUACAGUGUCAAGCUAAAAAUGCAAAACCUGCUGCUAAAAUUAUUUGGUACAGAGGAAAAACUGAACUUAAAUUCGACAAUCCACAAGAGAACGUAACCGAGUCGUCAACCAGAGUGAAUUCGAAAAUUAAACUUUACGAUGUUACUAGCGAGAUACAUCUGCAACCGUCAGUCGAAGAUGAUUCUGUUAAUUACACCUGCGAAGCUGUUCAUGACGCAUUACCACCGAAAAAACACUUGAGAGCUUCCGUACAAUUGAGUGUGCUAUAUCCUCCAGGAUUGCCAUAUAUCGAAGGAUACAACGAAGGAGAUGCCUUACGUAGCGGACAAAAUGUUGAUUUAAUUUGUCGCUCAAGAGGCGGCAAUCCACCAGCUCAAUUAGUAUGGUAUAAAAAUGGCGAACAAAUCGGAGCUGUUUAUAGAACAUGGGGUCGUGUUUCGGAAAAUGUGUAUUCCUUUAUAGCCAAUAUGACGCACAACAAAGCUAGAUUCACUUGUGAAGCUUCCAGCGUGAUCAAUAAUACCAGAUUGACUACCGAAGUGAAUGUGACUGUACACUAUGCUCCAGCUACUUUAAUUAUAAAUGGUAGUUCAGAAGGAAAAGUUGGAGAUGAAAUUCCAUUGACUUGUUCCUCAGCGCCAAGUAAUCCACCUGUGGAGUUGAAGUGGAAUAUCGGUGGUAAAGAUGUGACAAAUACUUCAUUCCAAAGGGUAUCUUCUUUGCAUAAUGGUUAUGUAACGCAUUCAAAUAUUACCGUAACCAUUGAAUCCGAUGCAGAAAAUGUAGUGGUCAUUUGUUCGGCUACCAGUGUCCUGGGGGACAAUAAAUUAGCCACACAUACUAUCACAGUAUUAAAACCGCCCGGAAAGCCGAUCAUCAGUACGCAAAUGAAUACCUCGUACGCUGAAGCUGGUAGUUUACAAACGCUGAAGUGUGUGUCCAUCGAUGGAAGUCCUUUGCCGACUUUGAAAUGGUUUCGAAAUGAUAAAGAAAUUCCUUCUAAAGUCAUGUAUGAUAAAAAAAUGGCCACUGCUGAAACGAAUAUUUAUGUUAAUUCAUCUGAUAAUGAAGCAGUGUACAAAUGUGAAGCGCAUAAUUCCGCCAUUGAUAUUCCUUAUUUCGAAACAUUGAAACUAACAGUCUAUUUUCCACCUCUACACGCUAUUAUUAAAAAAGAACCUCCGAUAUUCCGAGCUGGAUCUCAAGGAAAGCUUAUAUGUGAUGUUAGCUCGAGUAAUCCUCCAGCGACAGUAGGUUGGUGGCUGGAUGGUUUGGCAGUGACUGAAGGUGUUACCGAAUACUCGAGACCGGGUUUACAUGGCGGUAAAGUGGUCACCAUUGAAUUACAUUUGAAUUUGAGCGCUGAAAUGGAUGGCCAUAAAUAUACCUGCCAAGCGGCGAAUUCGCCUCUGAAGCGUAAUAUCGACACGAUCGCUUCAUUGGAUGUCAUGUAUGCGCCUAUGUUUGUGGAUUUAAAUGAGACUUUUUUUACUGGCAUAGAAGAAAAGAGUUUAGUAAUUCCUUUUAGAGUUCACGCUAAUCCUAAUACAAUAACAUACACGUGGACGAAAGACGGUUCUCCAUUAACACAUAAUUUUACUGGGUCAAUUUUCAAUAUAACACGACUAAGCAGAAAGGAUUCUGGAAUUUAUUCGUGCGAAGCAAUUAACGACGUGGGGUCUACUGCCAUCAAGUUCAACAUAUCAGUUUUAUAUGCCGCUUCUAUUCGGAAAAUAACCGAUGUUAUAACAGUUGGAGAAAAAGAAACCGCUACGUUGGAAUGCACUGUUGACGGAAAUCCUCUUAGCACGGAACACGUGACUUGGAAACGGGCUGGAUUUUCAAUGGAAAAACGAGCUAAUUUUUCAUUUAAUAAUGCCACAUCUUCGUUAACUAUAAAAGAUGUAUCCUUAGACGACAUGGGUUCUUUUUUUUGCGUUGUGGAUAACGGAAUUGGAAACGAAAGCAGCAAACCGGCGUAUUUGGUGGUUAAACAUAAACCAGAAGUCGAUUCGUCAGAACCGUUAUCAAAAGCUGCCGCAAAAAAAGGAAACACAGCGAAAUUAAUUUGUAAAGCUUCCGGAGCUCCUGCUGUAACAUUUUCUUGGUCCAGGAACGGCACAGUGCUUCCAAAAAGUCAGACUGAAAAGUUCAAAAUAGAAACGAAAGCUUCCAAUCACAUACAUUUCUCGUCGACGUUAUACAUUCAAAAUGUUGUUGAUCAAGACUACGGUAUAUACGGAUGUACUGCCCGAAAUGAGCUGGAUUUUGAUAAAACUACUGUUGAAUUGCAACGUCCUAGUGGGCCAGAUCCAGUGGCAACACUAAUUGCCGUAAACGCUACUCACGAUUCGAUCACCCUGUCAUGGACUCCUGGUUUUGAUGGCGGAGAGACUAAUACCUUUCUUUUAAGAUACUCAACCGUGGACAAUGAUGAAAAACCGAGGCUUGAAAAUGCCGGAAAUCAAACCAUCUUCACCAUUCAUGGAUUACGUUUAGCUACCUGUUAUCAUUUUAAUAUUAUAGCUACGAAUAGUUUGGGCCGAAGUACCUUUAUGAAGGAAUCUGUGAAGGCUUGCGCUUUAAGUGAAGGUCCGCCCUCCUUACCCAGUCGGGGCGAAGUUUCUAAUGAAGAAGUCAAUAAGUUACCAUUUGCUGUUGGUUUGGUAGUGGCUUUUGUUUUAAUCAUCUUAAAUGUUACUGUCGUCGGAUUUUGUAUCGUGAAACGUUCGAAAAACAAAUUUAAAGAAACUUCCAAUCAGCAUGGAAAUAAAGCAGACGGUAAUGAUUUGUAUGCGGCCAAUAAUUUUACUGAUCAAAUGCACGCGGAAUCGAUUACAUCAGUUUCGGAAAAAUCAGAAAAUUACGAUAAAGGUUACAAUGUUGACGAAGGUCGAUGCUCAGCUUUAAAUACGUACAUGAUUGAAGAAAUAGAUUACCCAUUUCAAGACACGAGCGUAUACGAAAUAGAAGUUAAACCUGAAAAAUUGAACGCUUAUCAUAGAACAUCGACAAUUUGUCGAAAUGGUUCACUGUGCCAAAGAAUCGAUGCAAGUAAUGCAAAUUUAUCCAGCGAAACGCAAUUUAUUGCCUAUCCGCCUCCUGUUCAAUUCGCUCAACCCCCUUUGCAGUAUAUUUCAACACAGCGAGGGCAUAUUCCAGUUCCACCUCCUGAUGUUACAGUACAGACUGCACAAAAUGUUCCUUUAUCUACCUUCAAUUAUAAUUCAGAACUUGACGGUCAGUUAGUUUGAUUGUAAGUUAAAUGCUUAGUGCAUAAUGAAGUGACUCGUCUUUAUUCGAUAAUGUGACGUGUAACUUGUAAAACACUCCGUUGUGUUUUAAGGCUAUCGGUACCUAUACCUACUCGUUGUAUUGUAUGAUAACUUUUUUUUACCAUGUUUAUAAUUUUAUAAUGAGAUUACCAUGUACAAUUAUUACGCUGAUGAUUAUUCCAUUUAAGCGAAACAAAUUUUCGGCAUUUGUGAUUAAUUAUCGAUAUUUUUUAAGACGUGUAUUUUUGAUGUGUUUAUUUUAUACGGGGAAUGUCCAUGUUAUGGACAAGCUUUAUUUCAAUUUAAUACCUUCUACGAAUUUUUGUUUUUGCAUAAUUUUCAUUUUUCGUCAAAAUUACCCAUUACUUGCCUACCUACCUAUUAUUUUUUUCUUCAAGUUACUUGAUUUUUUUAAAGACAUUUACGAAAGAAUAGUUUCUUUUUUUCAAGUUCAAUCGUAGAUACUCGUUGGUACAUAUGAGUGAAUAAUUUUUCAACUUUCAAAACUUUAAAUUAAAAUUAUUAACAUGUUUUUGUUGAAGAACAUUGAAAAAAAAUUGAAAUCUUUUGUGCUUGAAAAAACACUAUUUUAACUCGAGUAUUGUUGAAUCGUAUUGAGUAGGUAUGCAAUGUUUGAGAUGUUAAUAUACAGAAAGCGAAUUUUCUAAGUGAAAAUUAUGUCAAUACUUAUUUCUGCUUUUGGCAUUCGAAAUUUUUUUAGUACAUUUAAAGAUAUCAAUUAACAUGCAUAUCGUUGAUAAUAUCCAUCUUAUGUAGUAUAGUGUUUUCUGUAAUUUCAUGGGCCUUUAAAUGAAACUACAAGAAUUUCGUUUCUGUGAAGAAAUGUCGGCUAGCUUUACGCUACCAAAUAAAUAUUCAAUUUAUGGUGAUAUAAAUCAUUUAAUAAGAUACUCCAUUGAGAACCUGCUCAAUUUCUGCGUGCAUUUUUGCAAGACUUUCGUAUUUUUAUUGUGAAUAGUUGUAUAACUGUUGUAGGUCUAGGUAUGCUAGUACACAUUACCUAUUUUUGUGUUGAUUUUUUUUUUUACUAUUAGUCUAGGUAAUUUGUCAAACUACAAGUUUGAGUGGUGAAAUUAUAAGAAAAUUCAUUUUCUCUUGAUAUCAAGCGUGUUGUAAAAAUCUUAAUAAUUCGUCCUGAAAUUUUCAUAAUCUUGUAAAUUUUCGAAUUGAAAAAUUAUGUAAGUAUUAUUGGAAAUGUUGGAGAUUUAUGUUUAUAUAUUUUAACUUUUAAUGAUCUCUUGAAAUUUUUUGUGAUCUCUUCUUAAUUGUAAUACGUAGGUAUUUAAACAGUUGAAAUAGUAAUGUGCAGUAUUUGAAUUUUUCAAAUCUUGAACCAAAAUUAUAUUGAGUAGUAGCGAGGAAGUGAUUUUUUAAUAAAAAUUGAUCAAGGCUGUUUUAAAUGGUAGGUACAUCACAUAAAACUUAUUUGUUUUCGUUUUGUUAAAGAUUAAUUUAUUAACAGUUAUCAAAGAAUUCUAAAGCGUGUUACCGUUUUUGUUUCAAUGAUGAAAAAAAAAUCGUUUUAAUUAAGGUAAUGUGUUGUUUAUAGGUAAAAGUUAUAAAAUUUGUAUAAAACUGUGGAGGAAACAGCGUUAUUUGUUAUUUCAAUUCAUCGACGUUUUAGUCAAUGUAUGUAAUCUGCGCAUCAUAAACCUGUGUAUAUUCUUUUUAAAUAAUGUAAAUUUUGUGUAUACGUAAUUAUUGACAAUAUACCUAAUUACUGUAAAUACGUACCUCAGAUGUUUGUUUGUAAAUAACCUUUAAGUGUAUAUGAAUUUUAUAAAUUUGUUCUCUCAAUUUUUUUUGGUUGUGUUAUAUGUGUAUGUUUUGUGAUUUUAAUAAAUUUUUAUUUUGUCAGUUUCAAA